This is a messenger RNA of Medicago truncatula (barrel medic), 4599 nucleotides long. RefSeq names its product DNA topoisomerase 2. The coding region runs from base 660 to 4364 and encodes 1234 amino acids. The record is from RefSeq and is a predicted model, not a curated record. The transcript is spliced from 20 exons. Gene Ontology annotation, molecular function: ATP binding; DNA topoisomerase type II (double strand cut, ATP-hydrolyzing) activity; DNA binding. Gene Ontology annotation, cellular component: nucleus. Lineage: Eukaryota; Viridiplantae; Streptophyta; Magnoliopsida; Fabales; Fabaceae. Gene Ontology annotation, biological process: sister chromatid segregation; DNA topological change; resolution of meiotic recombination intermediates.
UUUAUUAAUUUUCUCUCUUUCUUCCUCUCACCCUUUUUACGAUCCAUUUCUCUGAGAAUCACUCAUCCUCCAUUCUUCUCUCUCUCCCUCGCUGAAAUCUUCUUCUUCCUUCACAAUUCAUUUGUUCAAUUCACUAUCUCUUUCUUCUUCUCUUUCGCAACCUUCAAUCUAUCUCAUCCUCAUGAAAAAAAUUGAUUGUCUUCAGUUAUUUCUUCAAUGUUGUAACUUUUCUGAACCCUAAUUUCAAUUUUUUUCUCCUUUAGCUCUGUGAUACAUGAUUUCGAUUCGCCAUGGUUCAAUAACAAUCCUCUCAUGCGAAGGUAAUUCAUAUGUUCUAUGUUAUUAACUUUUUAAUUUUGUUUAGAAAUUUUGAUUAAUGUUCACUGCUUCUGAUCCUGUUGUUGGAAUGUUUUUGUUUACAAAUGAGAACUCUGUUUUGCACAUGGGAGGAAGAUGCGAUUUCUGGCAUUGAUGAUGGUGGUCAUGCUUUAAUGACUGCUCAUAUUUGACAACAUAGAUAAUGGAAGCUUAAAGGAGCAUCUGAAUGACCCCUUGAAGACUCCCUUAAAUUGGAGGACGAGAUUGCAGAUAGCUAAUGGUGUUGUGGCUGCACUGUGAAUCAAUCAUCAUCCCUUUUCUCUCUACUACUUACUACCACCAUGGAGAAACGGUGCGAACCCGAUACCUUCAUCGAUUCAAUCAAAAGAAAAAGAAAAAUACAGAAACAAUGGGUUUACGAAGACGGCAAAAUAGUUCACCGCAAAAUCUCGUACGUCCCUGGUCUCUACAACAUCUUCGACAUAAUCCUCGUUCACGCUGCUGAUAAAAAACGGCGAGAUCCAAGCAUGAACCGGUUGAGAGUAAAAAUUGAUACUAAGAUGAAUGAGAUUUCUGUUUACCACAACGGUGCUCCAUUAAUAGGCGAUGAAACAUUUGAUGAUGUAAUAAACAAUUUUGAUCUCACGAAUAGUUACUCGACUUGUUUUUGGGUUGAGCUUGCUGAUGAAUGUGGGAUUUCGAGACAGGAGUUCAGUAAUAAUAUGGAUGUUAAGUUUGAGCGAGUGGUAUGCAAAGUUGAUGACUACUCGACCAUGGUGACCUUUAAGCCUGACUUAACCAAGUUUGAAAUGACCUGUCUUGAAGAGGACGUUGUAGCUUUGAUGAAAAAGCGUGUGCUGGACAUGGCAGGGUGCCUUGGUGAUACUGUUACGGUUGAACUAAUCAGCGAAGUGAUUCCAUUCAACUCUUUCAAAGGUUAUGCUGAUUUCUUCUUGAAUUGUGCUCAGGAGUCCACACCCUUUCCCCUGCCAAGGACUCAUGCCAAACUAAGUGAUAGCUUGGAGAUUUGCCUGAGUCUAAGUGACGGGAAGUUUCAACAGGUCAGCUUUGUUAACUCCAUUGCUACAAUUAAGGGUGGGACUCAUGUUGAUUACAUCACCAAGCAAAUUACUACCUAUAUAAAGAAGGAAGUAUUGAAGAUGAAGGAGCAUGUCAAUGUGAAUGCUGACACUGUGAAGAAUCGUUUGUGGGUUUUUGUCAAUGCUCGGAUUGACAACCCUACCUUUCAUUCUCAAACCAAAGAGAUGUUAACCACUAAACCAGCUAGAUUGGGUUUGAAUUCAAGGCUGACUCAUGGUCAAAAAUCUGAAAUUGCGAAAACCCUCCUACCACGGAUACGGAUAUGUUUGAAACGAACACAUGUGGAAACGCAUGUGGAAGCCAUGUUGGCUGGCGGAUCCGAGCGUGGCAAAUGUACCUUGAUUUUGACACAUGGAGAAUUUGCCUUUGCUAUGGCCGGGGUCUCUGCUUGGUUGGAUCCAGACCUCUAUGGUGUGUUUCCAUUGAGCAGCAAAUUGCUCAAUGUGAGGGACAGUAGAAAGCUAUUAAAAAAGAAAGAAAUUCAGAUUCUGAUGACCAUUCUUGGACUUGUGCGAAACAAGAAAUACAGUGAUGCAGAAUCUUUGAGAUAUGGCCGGUUGAUGAUUAUGGCCAAUCAGGAUGAAGAUGGCGCUUACUUAAAAGGACUAUUGAUAAACUUCAUUUAUUCAUUCUGGCCAUCACUACUUAAAGUUUCAAAAUUCAUGUCUGUGUUUACCAUUCCUAUUAUAAAGGCUUCUAAUUCAAAGGAGGGGAAGGAGUUAUCAUUUGAUUCUAUGCAGCAAUAUGAAGACUGGGAAAAAGAUUUGGGUAACACCUCAACUGAUGAUUGGGAGAUAGAGUACUGUAAGGGCUUUACUGCUGCGCAGGAAGUGAAAGAGUACUUUCAAGAUCUUGGUGAGCGCAGGGCAUAUUUUGUUUGGGAUGAUGAUGAUGAACAAGAUGGAACUUCAACUUCAAUUGAGCUGGCAUUCAGUAAAAAAGCUGAGGAAUGGAAAGCUUGGGUUUGUAACUCUCAGAUGAUGCAGCCUGGCACUUGUAAUUAUGAAAGCAAAAGUAUAAAGUACAGGGAUUUUGUUAACAAAGAACUUCUGUUCUUCUCAAUGAAAAAUCUCCAAAGGUUCAUUCCGUCUAUGGUAGAUGGCCUUACACUUGGUCAAAGGAAGACUCUUUUCUGCUCCUUUAAGAUGAAAUUGACCAAACCAACAGAAGUUUUCCGAUUAACUACUUAUGUGGCUCUACAUUCUUUUUUUCACGAUGAUGAACAAAGUAUUGCUAGCACAAUUAUUGGAAUGGCACAGGAUUUUGUGGGCAGCAACAACAUCAAUCUUCUCAUACCUUAUGGUCAAUUUGGCACUCGUGAGCUGGGUGGUAAAGACCAUGCAAGUUUCAGAAAGUUAUGCAUUAAGCUAAAUUGCGUUACUCGUCUCCUCUUCCCUGUGGAUGAUGAUAAGCUUCUUGAAUACUUGAAUGAGGAUGGGAAGUCCGUUGAACCAAACUGCUUGUCACCACACAGGUACAUACCAAUUAUUCCUCUCGUGCUUGUUAAUGGUUGCCAUGCCAUGGGGACAUGUUUUAGUUCUGAUAUUCCCAAAUAUCAUCCAUGUGAAAUUAUUGAGAAUGUAAGACGUUUCUUGAAUAAAGAGGUAAUGGUGCCAAUGAAACCAUGGUACAGAGGGUUCAGAGGAACCAUUAAGAAAAGUGCCAAGGGCUAUACAGUCAAUGGUUUAGUGGAGAGAAUAAAUGAACAAACUGUCAGAAUCGAAGAGCUUCCUAUUCGAAUGUGGACUGAAGAUUAUAAGAAGUUCCUUGAAAAAAAAACUGCUCAGGCGCACAUUGAGAGUUUUAGGCAAAUAGGGGUUUAUGAAAUGGUAGACUUUAAAGUCAAGAUGAAGCCGGAAAAAAUAGCUACAACAGAGGACGAAGAUAAAGAAGAGUUACGCAGGAAGUUUAACCUGACGUGCACUAUUAGCACAAGCAACAUGUAUCUUUUUGAUGCAGAGGGAAAAAUUAUGAAAUAUAACUCCCCAGAACAAAUUCUUGAAGAGUUCUGUAGACUUCGGCAGGAGUAUUAUGUGAAGAGAAAGGAAUAUCUAGUGAAGAACUUUAAACAACUUUUGCGGAGUUUAAAAAUGAAACAAACUUUUAUAACCAAUGUUGUUUAUGCGUCAUGCCGGAUCUACCGAAGAGCUGAAUUUUUGACUGAGAUUCUGAAGAAAGUUAAAUCUUCAGAACCACAAGUUGCAGGUGCAAUUGAUUACGGUUCAGAAGAGCAGAAAGCUGAUGAGCAGGAAACUGUAGCGACAUUGGGUGACUAUAAGUAUCUUUCAUCCUUGCCUCUUGAAAGUUUCACCCGCGAAAGCCUUGUGAAGCUGGAAGCUGAACUUGGUGAAAAGAAAAAGGAGCUUAAGACUUUGAAGGAUACCUCACCAGAUUCAAUGUGGUUAAACGAUCUCAUGUUGUUUGAAAAGGAAUUUGAUAAACUACAGAAAAUUCAGACAGAAAAGGAUCGAAACAGAUCAAGCAUGUUGAAGAAAAAGAAUGAUUUUGCAAUUGAUGCAAAAAAGCUGUCACAACCACGAAAUAAUCAGAAGGAAGCUGAUGAUGAUAUUCCAUCUCUUGCAUGUCACUUUGAAUCAUCAUCUGGUGAAAAGAUACGAGGUACUUUUUUUGGGGACUUAGUUCAAGAGAAGGCUACCCCAGCUAAGGAGGGGCCUACAAAGGCAGCUACCACUUCCAAAAGAAAAAAUGUUCAGCCAGCUGAAAGUGCAGGUUUAUCACCCAAUAGGAAGAAAGUGAGAAUGACGAGGGAGUCGCCAAUUAACAAGAGAAGUGGUUCUAUACUGGACAGGGCUGGUAACUUGGAUUUAAGUUUAAAUACAGAUUUAUUCGAUGACUCUACUAAUGAUUCUUAUAUGAGCGACAAUUCUGAUGAUGAGCAACGGUGGACGAGGGAUAUUAGCGACAGUGAUUCUGAUGGCCAAUGAUUCUGAUGAUGAGCAUCUGAGUGGUUUUAUGCAUUAGCAAAAAGAGGCUGUGCUAUUGUUAUGUAAAAAUUUGAUCAGUGUCUUGCCGAGUUUCAUUUUAACUUGAUGACUGAAUGAGUUUGCAUGCAUUCAUGAAACGGAUUUACGACUCCUAACCGUAUUUUUUUCUAUUCCUUGAAUUGAAUUGUUCACAAUUUAGUUUUUGUAUAAAUUGAGGAUUACUUAUUUCUUAUGA